Messenger RNA from Trametes versicolor FP-101664 SS1, 1647 nucleotides. RefSeq lists its product as uncharacterized. Lineage: Eukaryota; Fungi; Basidiomycota; Agaricomycetes; Polyporales; Polyporaceae. The transcript has 2 exons. Bases 1 to 1647 code for a protein of 548 amino acids. The record is from RefSeq and is a predicted model, not a curated record.
AUGCGCAAGCGCCCCCCCAUCGCCCUUGAUCCUGCACCUGCCGCGAUGCCCGAGUCAGCCACCCCGCGUACCCCGAACCCCUUCGACGACGACCAGAGAAUGCGAGAGGCUUCUCCUCGCGGCAACAACGAGGGACAGACCCAGGCAAACAAACGGCCUCGCACGGAUUUUGGCACUGCGGCAGUUGUAAGCACGGCCCCGGCUUCUCCUGAAAGGCUCGCGCUGAGGAAAGUCCCCAACCGGCAGGACCUAUGGGAGAGAGAAGCGCAGGAAGCACCCCCUUGCCCUCCUAUGCCGACGAUACCGAGCGGCUGGAACCCAUGGAACUCCCCGUACGACCCGAAGCUCGAUCCCGCGGUCUUCGCGGGGAUGCCGACGGGGCGCGGCGCGAACCCGCACUUCAAGAUGUCGCGCGCGGGUGCAACUCCUCCCCUCCCCCUCCUACCGCACCGCCCAUUCCCGGAGGGACCGUUCGAGAUCGCGCCGAUCCCUGCUGCGGACUUCCGAGGCAACCUGAGCCCUCAGCAGCUCGAGGAACUCGACCGGAUGAGAACCACCGAAACCAUCCUCGCCCUGAUCCCCCACGGGGCAGGAAAGGCGGUCAAUCUCAACGCGUCCACGAUCAUGAAGGACGCGGAGAGCUUUAUCGGAUCCCUCGCCUUCGAGGAGAACGAUAGGAUGGCCUACCGGGUCACUGUGCACCCGCCGGACAUGCGCAACAGGGCGGGCGGGUGGAACGCGAACCCAUUCGGCAAGCCCUGGGUGUUCUUCCUCCAGCUCCCGAAGGACGCCUCUCCCCUCCGAGAUUUCCUCCUGUGGCAGCGCGUCUUCGCGGUGAGCAAGACCGUCUCGUUCACCGUCUACGACCUCGACGAGGAUGUCCAGUGCUGGGACCACCACGCCAUCACCGGGAUGCGGAUCCGGAACGGCAUGUCCCACGGGGAAACCCUCGACCAGAAGGUCAUGCUGCUCACGGCGAUCAAGCAUGACAUCUGCGCGUCCGACAAGUUCCGCGCGUUUGCAGCGAAGAUGGCGUACACGAACCUGAAGCACACCGGAGAUCUCGAGGAGGUCCUCAACACGCUGACGAACACCUUCCACCUCGAACGGACCGAGGCCGUCGACGACUCUGGCAGCAUGAUCCCCGCCUACGUCCUCCUUGCGCGCCCGCCCACAGCGUCGAAGGAGGAAUACAUGGAAUGGUGCAGCUACUUUACGUACGACUCCGUCAACAACUGCGCCCGCGAGGCCUAUCGGACUUCCAUGCAGCGCUUCGACGUCGCCUUCCUCCCCGUCCGAGUCUGGUGCGAACUAUGCAAGUCGCGCAUCCACUGCACCGCGCGGUGCCCGUGGCCGAGCACCGAAGGCUGGCUCGGGACGACUGCCGCAGACCUCGGCGUCCGAACGGCCCCUGGAUCCAAUCCGCCAUCGCUCACCGGCCCAGCCGGUGUCGUCCUCACCCCACUCAUCCUCUCCUUCCGGCAAGCGUCCGCCGCCAUAACCCCAGCGCAGGCCGGUCCCGCUGGACCUGCCGGAACCACCAGAGGCCGAGGCAGGGCAAACAACCCGGGACGCGCGCGUGGCAGAGGCACCGGACGCGGUGCGCACGGGGCUAGAGGCGGGCGGGGCGGGCGCGGAGGGCCGUAA